Erigeron canadensis is the source of this 2688-nucleotide messenger RNA. RefSeq names its product probable glycosyltransferase STELLO2. The coding region runs from base 184 to 2484 and encodes 766 amino acids. NCBI's taxonomy places the organism in Eukaryota, Viridiplantae, Streptophyta, Magnoliopsida, Asterales, Asteraceae. The transcript is spliced from 3 exons. The record is from RefSeq and is a predicted model, not a curated record.
GUCAAGUUGAAGCACAAGAAAACAACCAAACAAGAUCUCACCUCCAAUGUUCCAUCACAUGUAGAUUCCAAGUUUCCCAUCAUCAUCAUCAUCAAGACCUUCACUUCAAAACACACACCCACACCCACACACACACACAAAAGUUCUUAACUUUAAUGUGUAUUUGUAAUUUGAUUCAAUUCAAUGUUAGUCCAACAAGACAGUGUAAAUUCAACCCCAAAAUCCCAAAAAUCCAUAAAAUACAAAGCAUUACAAAAUAGAUUCUCCCCAUCAAAAUCACUUGAUUUUUCCACAUGGGUAUCUCAAAAUCUUUACAAAAUACUAACAAUCUUGAUCCUAAUCACCACCGUCGCCGCCGUGUUCUUCCUCCGGUCCGCUACGGCCGGCGACUCUGCCGCCUUCUUUUGCUUCCAAACACGAACCCCACAAAUAAAAAGCAUUACUUUACCACUUAUUGAUUAUGAUUCUAUCAUUCCCAUUGGUGACGUCACAACCCCAUAUGCAAGAUUUAGAUCAGAGCAAUGGGUGAUUGUUUCGGUAUCCGGAUAUCCGUCGAAUUCGCUUAAAAAGUUGUUAAAGAUUAAAUCUUGGCAAGUUCUUGCAAUUGGGAAUUCAAAGACACCAAGUGAUUGGAGUCUUAAAGGUACAAUCUUUUUGUCUUUAGAAGAACAAGCUAAACUAGGUUUUCGAGUUGUUGAUUAUUUGCCUUAUGAUUCGUAUGUUCGAAAAAAUGUGGGAUAUUUGUUUGCUAUACAACAUGGUGCUAAAAAGAUAUUUGAUUUUGAUGAUAGAGGGGAAGUAAUUGAUGAUAAUAUUAGUAAGCAUUUCGAUGUUGAUUUAGUAGGAAACAAUGCUAAAAAAGAUGUUAUCUUGCAGUAUAAUCAUGAUAAUUUGAAUAGGAGCGUUGUGAAUCCGUAUAUUCAUUUUGGUCAACGAUCCGUCUGGCCUAGGGGAUUGCCAUUAGAGAAUGUAGGUGAAAUUGAGCAUGAGGAGUACUAUGAUGAGGUGUUUAGUGGGAAUCAAUAUAUUCAACAAGGAAUUAGUAAUGGAUUACCGGAUGUUGAUUCGGUUUUUUAUUUUACUAGAAAGCAGAAUCUUGAACCGUUUGAUAUUAGAUUCGAUGAACAUGCGCCAAAAGUUGCAUUGCCUCAGGGAAUGAUGGUACCCGUAAAUUCUUUUAAUACAAUGUUUCAUUAUUCCUCUUUUUGGGGAUUAAUGCUUCCUGUUUCGGUUAGUUCAAUGGCUUCUGAUGUGUUGAGGGGUUAUUGGGCACAGCGGCUUUUAUGGGAAAUUGGUGGUUAUGUUGUGGUGUAUCCUCCCACGGUUUAUAGAUAUGAUACAAUCAAAGCAUACCCAUUUGCUGAAGAGAAAGAUCUUCAUGUUAAUGUCGGUAAUUUGUUGAAUUUCUUGGUUUCUUGGAAAUCCGACAAGCAUAGAUUGUUUGAAAAGAUAUUGGAAUUGAGUUAUGCCAUGGCUAAAGAAGGGUUUUGGAGUGAAAAAGAUGUGAAAUUUACUGCAGCAUGGAUUCAAGAUUUGAUUUCUGUUGGUUAUUUGCAGCCACGUUUAAUGUCACUCGAUUUGCGUAGGCCAAAAAGUAUAAUUAGGCAUGGAGAUCGAAAGGAUUUCGUGCCUCAAAAGUUACCAUCUGUUUUUCUUGGUGUUGAUGAAACAAAUACUGUAAAUUAUGAAAUUGGGAAUUUGGUUAGGUGGAGAAAGAACUUUGGGAAUGUUGUUCUUAUAAUGUAUUCUAAUGGACCUGUUGAACGGACUGCUUUGGAAUGGAGAUUGCUUUAUGGAAGGAUAUUUAAGUCUGUAAUUAUUUUGGCUGAAAAGAAUAAUAGUGAGCUUGUUGUUGAAGAAGGUCGCUUUGAUCAUCUAUACAAGCAACUUCCAAGAUUGUUCGAUAGGUUUAAAAACGCGGAAGGGUUUCUAUUUCUGCAGGAUGAUACAAUUCUUAAUUACUGGAACUUAGUCCAAGCAGACAAAACUAAGCUAUGGAUAACAGAUAAGGUAUCGAGAUCUUGGACCACUGUUCCAUACGAUGGCAACAAGGAUUGGUAUGGAAAACAAGCAGAGAUGGUCAAGAAAGUCGUGAGCUCAAUGCCGGCACAUUUACAAGUCAAUUACAAGGACCAUACUAAGAGCCAUGACUCGAGUCUCACAACUUGCACUUCAGAUGUGUUCUAUAUCCCCCAAAGGCUCGUGGCUGACUUUGCCGACCUUGUAAAUCUUGUGGAAGAUCUUGAUAUCCACCAAAAAGUUGCUAUUCCCAUGUUCUUUAUAGCAAUGGACUCUCCCCAGAAUUUUGAUUCGGUUUUUAGCAAAAUGGUUUAUAAAAGAAAACCACCUUCCAAUAUUACCAUGAGUUUUUAUUCUCCUGAAGUGCCUGCAGUUCACCCAUUGCGCGUUUCAAAUGAGCAAGAAUUUAUAAAACUCGUUAGAUUAAUGGCGGCUGGUGAUCCUCUUUUGCUGGAUUUGGUAUGAAGAUAACUGUACCCUGGCUGCAUUAUUUUUUGUACCAUUUUUUCUAUAGAUAAUUGUAGUUCCUUUUUAUAGAAUCUUGAUGGAUUGUUAGAGACUUGUGUACUUUUAUAGAGUUGAACGAGAUAAACUGGAUGUAAAAAAAAAAUGUACUGUAGUCACUAGUUUUAUAGAGUGAAAUACACAAACUAUUGUGUUGACUUCCAA